CCGCCCGGCGCGCCGCGGGCAUGGAGGUGCAGCUGGGGAUCGGGCGCGUGUACCCGCGGCCGGCGGGCCGGACCUUCCGCGGGGCUUUCCAGAGCUUCUUCCAGAGCGUCUGCGGGGCGUUCCAGGCGCCGGGCGCCGCCGCGCCGCGGGAAGAGCCGGGCACCAGCCACCAGGCGCCGGCGUGCGCCGCCGGCCCGCCGAGCCCCCGGGCGCCGCCGGCCGUCUCGCCCGCCUUCCUGCCGCUGCCGGAGCCCCGCGGGGCCGCCAAGGCGCUGCCGGCCGCCCGCCCGGCCAUGGGCUCGCCCUUCCCGUGCGCCGGCGACCUGAAGGAGCUGCUGGGCGAGGCGGGCGCGCUGCCGCCGCUGCUGCCGCCCGAGGCCGAGCCGGCGGCCGGCCGCGCCGAGCCGGCGCCCAAGGAGGACUUUCUGGGCGACAGCGCCAAGGAGCUCUGCAAAGCCGUGUCCGCCUCCAUGGGCCUGGCCGUGGAGGCGCUGGAGGCGCCCGGCGAGCUGCUGCCCCGCGAGGACUGCAUGUUCGCCCUGCCCGGGGGGCCGCCCCGCGCCCCGCGCCCCGCCGCCAAGGACCCUCCGGAGCCGCCGCCCGCCCCGGCCGCCUUCAAGGGCGGCGGCGGCGAGCCCGGCCUGGCCGUCGACGUGCCCGCCGGGCUGGCCCUGUACCGGGGCUCUCCGGCGCCCGAGGAGCCGCCGGCGCUGCCGGGCCGCGACUGCUUCGCGCUGCCGCCGCCGCCCGCCCGCAUCAAGCUGGAGAGCCCCCCGGAGCCCGCGCCGGGCGGCGCCUGGGGCGCUCCGUGCCGCUUCGGCGCCGAGCUGGCCCCGCCGGGCCCCGCGCCGCCCUGGCCCUCCUUCUUCGCCGACGAGGGGCAGCUGUACGGGCCGUGCGCCGAGCCGCCCGCCGGGCCCUUCGCCUGCGGCCGCGGGCCGCCCGCCGAGCCCGCCGACUUCCCCGCCGACGCCUGGUACCCGCUGGGGCGGCCGCCCUACGCCGCCCCCGCCGCCUGCAUCAAGAGCGAGCUGGGGACCUGGGCCGAGGGCUACGGCGGCUACGGCGACGCGCGGUUGGAGACUGGCCGCGAACAUGUCUUGCCUAUUGACUAUUACUUUCCACCUCAGAAGACUUGCCUGAUCUGCGGCGAUGAAGCAUCAGGGUGCCACUAUGGAGCCCUCACGUGCGGGAGCUGCAAGGUGUUCUUCAAACGGGCGGCUGAAGGUAAGCAGAAAUACCUGUGUGCCAGCCGGAAUGACUGCACCAUUGACAAAUUCAGAAGGAAAAACUGCCCGUCCUGCCGCCUGCGAAAAUGCUACGAAGCAGGGAUGACUCUCGGAGCCCGCAAGCUCAAGAAGCUGGGUAACCUGAAGACACAAGAUGAUGCCGAAGCAGCCAGUUCAUCCAGCCCCACGGAGGAGCAAGCUCCCAAGAUGGUGAUGACGCACAUUGAUGGGUUUGAGUGCCAGCCCAUCUUCCUCAACGUCCUGGAAGCCAUCGAGCCAGCUGUGGUGUGUGCUGGCCAUGACAACAGCCAGCCUGACUCCUUCUCCAACCUGCUGACCAGCCUGAAUGAGCUCGGGGAGAGGCAGCUGGUCUACGUUGUAAAGUGGGCAAAGGCCUUGCCAGGAUUUCGUAAUCUGCAUGUGGAUGACCAGAUGUCAAUAAUCCAGUAUUCUUGGAUGGGUCUUAUGGUUUUUGCUAUGGGUUGGAGAUCUUUCACUAAUGUCAACUCCAGGAUGCUUUAUUUUGCUCCAGAUUUGGUCUUCAAUGAAUACCGGAUGCACAAAUCCAGAAUGUACAGCCAAUGUGUCAGGAUGCGGCACCUCUCUCAGGAGUUUGGCUGGCUUCAGAUCACACCCCAGGAGUUUCUCUGUAUGAAGGCUCUACUCUUCUUCAGUAUUAUUCCAGUGGAUGGCCUGAAGAACCAGAAGCUCUUUGAUGAACUUCGAAUGAAUUACAUUAAGGAACUUGACCGGAUCAUCGCUUGCAAGAGGAAGAACCCUACCUCCUGCUCUCGGCGAUUUUACCAGCUCACCAAGGUCCUGGACUCCGUGCAUCCUAUUGCCAAGGAUCUGCAUCAGUUUACAUUUGACCUUUUAAUUAAGGCACAUAUGGUGAGCGUGGACUACCCUGAAAUGAUGGCCGAGAUCAUUUCUGUGCAGGUUCCAAAGAUCCUGUCUGGAAAAGUCAAACCUAUCUACUUCCACGCGGAGUGAUCUUCCAGCAGGGACCUCCCACUUCUGCCACCCCCAUUUCAGCCAUCUCCUGCCUAUUGUUUCUGCACUACUGUACUGCAGUGCCUUGGGGAAUCCCCUCUAAAGAUGGUGUGCCGAGAAGACAGACAGUAGCAACUACCUGCUGGGAUUCCUUAGAUUUCUAUUUUUCCUGUGGUACCUCUGAACUGAACUACCUGCCACGGCUUCUGCCUAGGUUUGGCUGGCUUGGUCCGUUGGGACACGUAGCGUGUGGCCUUGUGUCCCUGGCACAGUGUCUGCACUCUCUCCUUUAUCUUUUCUGCAGUGAUUUCUAGCGGCCCAGGGCCACAAGAGAGUGAGAGAAAUGCCACCAGUAGGUUGUUUUUAUUUUCUGUAUUUUUUUUGUGUUGUUUUUCUUUUUUUCCCCCCUGUAAAACAAAAAAAGGUGAGAAGCAGGUCGAACCUAUACGUUUGGGCAUGGGAUAUUUUACUGGCCUCUUCUGGGACAUUUUGUUUGUGUUAUGGUGCUGGGAAGCAGACAAGUUAAAGUGUUGCAGGAGAGAAAUGGAGUUAGAGGAAAGAGACGAAUUUGCAACCUGUUGAAUUUACAGACCCUGCCUUGGAGUCGGAAGGUGCCCUGCUGUCACACAGGGGCUGCUGACAGCACGCCACUGGUUUGUCACUGCAGGGGCUGGAGGGGACGACGACCUCUGGAAAUCCCUGGGGGCUGCGUGUGGCUACUGCUUUCUACCUGGGAUAUUUUUCCUGAGGCAAACUGGAUGUCCGUGUGCCCGGUGGACGCCUGGGUGCUCAGCGGUCACAUUCUGGUCGCGGACAGCUGCUGUCCCGCAGGCACAGCCCUACCCCACCUUCGCAAGUGCCUGACGCCUCUCGGACCUCAGCCUCUGCCCUCCUGCUGCCGGGCACCGCCAGUCCCGCCUGCCUCUGCCCCGCACCAGCUCCGUUCACGCUGGGUGUCCAAGGCCCAGGUUUUUCAGCUACACUACUUAUUUUCCAUUUGUCCAAACUCUUCUUUCUGACGCCAGCAGACGAGCAUCCCAGGAGGGGAGCAGCCAGGACUGUCUCUGCAGGAUCUGUGACCUGUUAUUAAUCCUAUCCCCUGGGAGAUGGUCGCAGCAACAGGCACGGUAUUUCCAUGGCACUUCAAGGAAGUGUAAAGAAAAUGCUUAAAAGACCUUCUCUCUUCUUAGAGGUGUGCGUGGCUCCUGCUGAUGUUGGUAGCUGACUGCAGGCACCUCCUGUGUGCACUGUCACACCUCCGCAUCGUGCCUGGGCCGAUGCAAUGCAGGAUGCAGCACGGCCUGUGCGGGUGGAUAAACACACCCUAGCGAACCUGGGCAUUCAGUUCAAAACCAGACAAAAUCAAAGGUUAAUAGAUCUGCAGUUGCCAAUGGCUCCCAGUGGUCAGGAAUAUUUGAGGAAAGGAGGCUUGGUUUCUCAGGCAUAGAUGUUGGCUUGACUCCAUUUUAUACCUCACAGUUGCAAGGAAGUGCGUGCCCACCAGCCCACAUCCAGAUUUGCUUAUUUGGCAGGCUCCACUUCUCACAAAGCAGUCAAACCUUCCCUCCCCUUGGUAUUUUGGUUCUCCCCUUCCCCACGUUGGUGAGCCCACCAAAGCUGUGUAGCCAGCCCUGGCCAGUGAAUCAGGGCAGGCUCUGGCAGGGCCGGCCUGGACUGCCUGCAGGUGGUCCUCACGCAGAGGACACAAGGUAAACAGCAAAUGAGGCCUUUGCCUGUGGAUUUGCUGACAGGCAGCGAUUUUGCCUGUGGGAGACUUGGUGCCCCUGUGCAGUGUGCUGUUGUGGUCCCCCAGCACAAACACACAGAAAGUGCAGUCAAAUUUGAGAGUUUGGAGAGGUGGGCCUCCUUACAAAUCACAUUGUAUUUCCUCUGCGUAAUGCCAACUAGUCAUGUUUGUCAGACGUCUUUACAGAGAAGAGAGUUAGGUUCGGGACAGUUGAUGCCAUGUACAAGUCUCCUGACUCUGCCAUGCAGCAGACAGUGCUAAUUCUUCUGCUUCUUGGACCUUUCACGAGCUGAGCGUAACCAUCAGCUCUGCCGGCAAAUGCCUUUGUGGUGCGUCUGGGUUCUCUGCAAACUCUCAGUAAGAACGAGCCUUUAAUUUUACUGAUGUUCUUCAGUCAUGCUAUAUGGGGUUUUCCUUAAGGGAAGGGGUGCGGAAAAACAAAAAUACUGAACGGAGGGUCUCUCUUUACAGUUACUUGUACAGAGAUUUCCUCUCCUGGUGUCUAUGGCUCUGAUCAAGCUGUUCUUCCUGAGAGCCCUUCUUGUAGGUGGCAUCAGAAGCCACAGAUGACUUUCUUGAGCAUCAGCCAACAGGCACAGAUUCUCAGUAGCUUCUUCUAUUUAAAGGGCUGUGGCUGCAAGCAUCUUAAGUGUUGGUAUGGUCUAUUAAUAUUUGCAAAUGAAUCAAUUAAAUGCCCUGCUGGGGUAUUCCUCCAUUCUUGAACAUUUUCUGGCUAUUAGCAGAGGAGUACAAUGAAUAACUGGCUUGAAAAUGCCCUGAUCUCUGUCAUCAACAGGAGGAUGCUUAUGGUCAGUCUAAAUGGCUUCUCUGGAGAGCUUUAUACAUUGCACGAGCUCAUGUCAGUGAGGUUUUCAUUAGUUAAUGAGUGUGAAGGUAGCCUGCUGGUUACUUUUCUGCUGGGAGGCUGGGAAGAAAUUGGAUAUAAUAGGGAUUUGCAUACACUGAUUUCCUGGUGGACACACAGUGUGAAUGAAAAGUGAUUUAGAAGGGGGAUACUGCCUGUGUAUAUCUGCCUUCAUCUGCCAGAUGCCUGCAGCCUGUGUGUAUGAUGCCUCUCCAGCCACAUGUGCUUUAAGAAGGAAGCGUGUGCUCACUUGCAGUCCCACCCGUCCGAUGGUGUAGGUGCGCGGUUGGGUUGCCUUGUCCACAAACACCCCACAGCUCCUGUGCAUUAGGGUUAUGUUCUGUAGCUCUUUGGUUUCAAAGUCAAUUUCUGCAACUUUUUUUUUUUCUUUUUUUUUCCAAAAGUCAGCUUUUUAUGAUACUCUCAGAGGAAUUACUGGAGGGUUUGGGAGCCAGGAUCAGUAGCACCCAACCGUGUAUUUGCUGGGGGGGGGAGGCUAACACUGUUUCUUUGUUUAUUUCUAUCAGCUGCUGCAGAAACUGGAAAAAAAGAGGCUUAAGAAAUACCAAAGUCCAGUUCCUGACAUAUAUAUUUGUACUUUGUGUUUUCUUUUGCGUUUUCUUGUCUACUUUUGCUUUAAUAAAGUGAAGAGAAUCUCACUAUCGGCACAAUCCUGUCGCGGCGUUUCUGAGGUCCCUGGGUGCAGCCGUGGAGCAGACCCCCUCCAGGGCCCACAGCCCCCAUGUGGGCACUGCCCGCGUUGUCCCGGCACUCCGGGGGCUUUUGUGGUGGUGUAAGCUUGGUUGCUGCUCAGACCAUCGGCUCCCCUCGAAGGCAGCAGGUGGGGGACAAGGAACACGCUGCUGUUGGCCCGGCAGGGAUGUUAAUUUGUGGCAGGGUACAACUCCAUGAGACAAGGGGUGCAGAAGGAGCUGGGGUGGAGGGGCUGUGUGACUGCUUCUGGAGAGCUUGGCACCACCUUAAUUUGCUCCCAUAGAAGCCAAGAGGAGCCUUCUGCUUGGCUUCAGAAAAAAUGAAGUUAAGCCAGAGCAAUGAACAUCCCACACUGUGCACAGGCAGGUAAACACCAAGUGGCUCAGACCUGGGGAGGAAGGUGAGGGUGCUUAUCACCUCUACUGCGGUGUAAUGGAGUCACACUUCGUUCUGGUGUGUGCAGAGCUAGUCAGGUCACUGCCACGUCCUGCAGCGUGCCCAGGGUGGUGCCUAGGAGGCUGGCGGCGUGGCUGGGAAGAGCUGGCCUCCCUGCAGCCAUCUAACCCAGGGCUGUCUCUGCAGCUCCAAGGUACAGGCAGCUGUAGCUCCAGGUACUGAUCCCUCUGCCAAGCUGUUUCAAUAAAACAAUGUAAGUUAAAUGUAUAUAUGUAUAAUUUAUAUAUAGAGAGAGAGGCAUGCCCCUGUUUAUAUUGCUAAAAAUAUCUAUUUAAUGUUCUUCUGUAAGAAGGUUUCUUUCCUGAUUGCACACUGAGGGUAACUAAGUGCUCAUCAGGAGAUGAGUCCGUGUGCCAAUACUAAUGGGAGCUUUUGAUUUAAACUUUUUUUUUUGUUAUAUACUGCCCAGUUGUCAAGGGUCCACCCUCGCAUGACAUGAAUGGAGCAUGCACUGGCAUGGUCUGGUGUCAGUGGCUGCAUCUGCAGCUUUCCUUUAACUGACUGGUUAGACAGGGAUAGUGUUUGCACUUGAGGGACAACAGAGCAGCCUUUAUUUCUGCCCUCUCCAACUGCACAAAGUGUCCUUGCACUUUAGGGCAGAAUCCUGGAAUUACAAAGUGGUAGCCGCUUCCUACCUGAUGUUUCAAAGUAGAUUUUUUUUUUUUUUUUUGAGGCACAGGCAUACUUUCUUGUACCGCAAGGACUGACAGAAUCGCUCUCUGCACCUUUGCGUGCUGGUGCCUGCUGGCCACUCGCACAGGAGCUGGCGAUGCAGGAGGCGCGGCGCGGCCACGGACGGUGCCCCCGGCGAGAGCCCGGCACCAGUGGCAGCACAGGAGCUGGAAGGCGGCCGCCAGCACCUCGGGCACGAGCUGGCCACCGAGCCAUGGGUUUCCAGAAGAAAAGGCUCAGACUGCAACCUUCCCACAUCUCUGUAUUCUCGCUCACCGGGGCCGUAGUCACUGCUUUGAGGAAGCAAGGAGGGACUUUUGUUCAUUCCCAUUUAAAAUGGCAGGGGGACCUGCCUUUGUGAUUCAAAAAGCAAAUAUCUGCACCACACAUAAAACCACAGCAAAUUUAUAAGCUGCUCUCUGUGCCAGGUAUUUUGUGUUCUGUGGCAAUUUAAUGCUGUUUUUAUUUGUUAACGUCUCUGUAAUAAAAAGAGUUCUCUAUACUGAUAUAUUUUAUUUUCUUUGUAAUAAGCCAAAAAGCUCAUUGCUGGUGCCUUUUUGCCUGGGGAGGACUCCCAACCCACAGCUAUAUUCAUAAAAGUAACAAAGCAUAAUGUAAUAUAUUUGCAAUUGCUUGUUUCGCCAUAGCUAAGUAAAGUCAUGAAGCAAACACCACAGGAUUACCAAAAGAAAAGGAACAAGCAGCCUACAGAUUGGGCAGAAAGAAUGUCAGGUACAAUAAUGCGGUUAUUUCUCCAGCCUGUUUCCAAGUGAGUGAUUCCGAGGUGAGGGCUGAGCUUUUGGCUUUCCACACACGGUAUCGAAAAGCCUUUGCCCUGUCUCUGUGGGACCUUUCUGCUGCAUUGUCAACCUUUGUCCUCUGCACGAUUUGCAGUUUUGUUGAAGCAUACACACAUCAUCUUACCAGGGUUGCAGCUUUACUGUGGUUGCAACAUUGUGGUCUUUUCCAGUCACUGUUCAAAAAUGGCAGUGCUUUGCCUAAAUUAAUAGUAUCUGAGGCCAAAUUCUGCUUCUAGAGAAAGACACUGGUUGGCUUGUUGCCACUGUUCCUUUUUUGGUUGUUCCUGUUCUUUAUUGGAGCUAUGAUCUGGCCUUAAAUACACAGAAUAAGGAAAAUAGAGACCUGCCAUGUCACGGUGCCGUCGAGGCUGGAAGCAGGUGACAGCCCGCUGCCGUGAGGGGUGGCAGGGGAUGCACGGGAGGUGACUCAGAAAUCAGAGCGCUGGACUGAAGGACAUCCCUUCUUGUAACGAACCAAAAAGGGGAGCCUGUCCGGCACCCAGGGUAAAGACAAAGCCGAUUAUACUACAGUAGGGGAAAUCAAACUAUUUAGUUUUUGACUAUUAGUCCAUGCUUGGGUCCCGUGCGAGCACUCGGCCUGUGCUGUGCCACGGGACAGACCUUCAUGCUUGGUGUGCAACUCUUUUGUAAUCUUAAAAUCUGUUGUUCUAAGUACAAUAAAAGGCAGAAUCUUGUUUGUUGGAAAACUGCUGUAUGCGUGUAUUUGGCUUUUAUUUCAGUUAUGUGCAUGAAAAAAAUGUUAUUCGGUGUGACAAAUAAUAGAUAUUGAAGAUGCCAGGAAUAAUUGGGUCAUUUUUAAAUGGAUGAGGCUGUAUGUUGGGUUAUUCAUAGGCUAUUUUUCACAGUCGGAUUUUUGCUAUUAAUUACAUGUCUGAACUGUUAAUUCAUUUAACCAUCUACUGACUAAUCCUUUCAUAUAUGCCUCUUUGGGUCUUUUAAAAUUGGAUAUCAUUUGAUUAAUGUGUUUCUUGAAUCAAGGAGCUAAUAAAGGCCAGUGUCCUC
Messenger RNA from Cygnus olor (mute swan), 8499 nucleotides. It is a transcript of the gene AR, whose product is annotated as androgen receptor. The transcript has 8 exons. Gene Ontology annotation, biological process: regulation of DNA-templated transcription; male gonad development; androgen receptor signaling pathway. Gene Ontology annotation, molecular function: zinc ion binding; sequence-specific DNA binding; steroid binding. Lineage: Eukaryota; Metazoa; Chordata; Aves; Anseriformes; Anatidae. The record is from RefSeq and is a predicted model, not a curated record. Bases 21 to 2222 code for a protein of 733 amino acids. Gene Ontology annotation, cellular component: nucleus.